CGCUGCAGCUGCCCACCCCACCGGUCAGCGCGUUCGGAGGAACCGCCCCCGCAACAGAUAGAACGUGCAGCUCCCCAAUCCCCGCCAGGCAACGCUGGCAACUCGGGCUGGCCCGCCGAAGCAGAAAAGGUUAUUGCGCCUGCGCAAGAAGGGAGGUUCCGGGAGAGACGGCGCGUGCUGGAACUGUUGUCAGCGGGCAACGCGCAUGCGUCAGCGAGACGGCUAAAGGGACUCGGUUUGGCGAGAGCCUAUGAGGCGCUUUUGUGGCGGCGGCGCAGGGGGAGGCGCCUGAUUUGAACGGGCCGGCGGCGGGGUCGGGGACUGCGGGCGCCGCCUGUCUGCGCCAUGGCCAAGCAGCAGAGCCGGGAGCAGGGCAUCACCCUGCGGGGCAGCGCCGAGAUCGUCGCCGAGUUCUUCUCUUAUGGCAUCAACAGCAUUUUAUAUCAGCGUGGGAUCUAUCCCUCGGAGACCUUCACACGUGUGCAGAAAUACGGGCUCACUCUGCUGGUAACUACAGAUCCUGAACUUAAAAACUACCUGAACAACGUGGUAGAACAGCUAAAAGACUGGUUAUGCAAGUGUUUAGUACAGAGGCUGGUGGUGGUAAUCUCUAGUAUUGAAAGCGGUGAUGUUCUUGAAAGGUGGCAGUUUGACAUUGAAUGUGACAAGACUGCAAAGGAUGAGAGUGUACCAAGAGAGAAAUCUCAGAAAGCUAUCCAGGAGGAAAUUCGAUCUGUUAUCAGACAAAUAACAGCCACAGUAACAUUUCUGCCUUUGUUGGAAACAUCCUGUGCCUUUGACUUACUCAUUUACACAGACAAAGAUUUGGCAGUGCCAGAAAAAUGGGAAGAGUCAGGACCACAGUUUAUUGCCAACUCUGAAGAGGUCCGUCUUCGUUCCUUCACUACCACCAUUCACAAAGUAAAUAGCAUGGUGGCCUACAAAAAGGAUUCUUUUCCUUGACGGAAUGAAUAAUGUGGUCAGUGUCCAUAAACUGCCUUCUUGUAAAGCUGACACUAUGAACUGUAGUUUCAUCCUGAACAGUAUUUUGUGUGGGUGUUUUUUUUCUGUAUCUCUUACUGGAGUUUGGAUCAAAAUAAUAACAAAAAAAAAAAGCAGUUCUCUUGUUCACGUCACGCUAUGCUGCGCUGAGUCCUUGUUGAUCUAUUAUCGUCACUCUAAUGAGACACAAAGGAUCUACUUAAGACACUGCCAUAUUUUCUUCUUAUACUGAACAGUAUGCCAAAUCCAUUCUAUAUUGGAGCACCAAAAGCAAUAUCAAACACUUAACCCCUCUAAAACCUGGCUUAGAAAGAAUGCCUAGAGAUAAUACAUUUACGAUUGCUCUGGAAUACUCUUUAAAUGGCAAUUGUUACCUAAUCUUCAGUAUGAUCUCAUAACGAAUACAUAUGAGGUGCACACUAAAAGACUUCUAGAAAUAUACUGUUAUGCUAAAAAAAAAUGGUUCUGACAAAUCGGGGUUGUUCUUGAUCGCAAUUUAGGUGGAUAGUGAUGUUAAUGAAGAUGAUCCUGGGCUUAAUCCACUACUGAAGUCUCCUCUGUUCCUCCCACCUCUCUGCUCUAGGGCAGAAAUUAUAAAAUCAGUCCUUUCCGCUGUGUAAUGAAAGGUCUGGAUAUAAUGAAUGAUUGAUUUGUACUCUGACCUAUACCUAAAAUCUUUGUAUCAUUUUACUCUGUAGGUAACGUUUUCUUGUUAAUAUUUGUCUUAUUUUGUAUUCAUGUUUUAUAGAAUAAAGCUCUAAAACCUUUAAUGAAAA
Messenger RNA from Mauremys reevesii (Reeves's turtle), 1778 nucleotides. It is a transcript of the gene MAD2L1, whose product is annotated as mitotic arrest deficient 2 like 1. Gene Ontology annotation, cellular component: cytoplasm; kinetochore; nucleoplasm. Lineage: Eukaryota; Metazoa; Chordata; Testudines; Geoemydidae. The record is from RefSeq and is a predicted model, not a curated record. The coding region runs from base 346 to 963 and encodes 205 amino acids. Gene Ontology annotation, biological process: mitotic spindle assembly checkpoint signaling. The transcript is spliced from 5 exons.